This is a messenger RNA of Hemicordylus capensis (graceful crag lizard), 8567 nucleotides long. RefSeq names its product pleckstrin homology domain containing A2 (gene PLEKHA2). The transcript is spliced from 12 exons. Gene Ontology annotation, cellular component: cytoplasm; membrane. Bases 483 to 1727 code for a protein of 414 amino acids. Lineage: Eukaryota; Metazoa; Chordata; Lepidosauria; Squamata; Cordylidae. Gene Ontology annotation, molecular function: PDZ domain binding. The record is from RefSeq and is a predicted model, not a curated record.
CCCUCUGGGCAGGGCCUGGGCCACCUCGGGGUUUCCAUCCAGAAUCGGGCAAGUGGUCCCCGUUGUGGUCGUGACCCAGAUGUUCAGAGGCGCUCCAGUGAAGCUGGGGAGACGCCGCUGUUGUGGCUGCUGCGUAUGAGUUCUGGCAAAGCCCGUCCCCUGCACAGGAAAAGGCGUCAUAACCUCAGAUCGUGCGCAGAGAUCUCUGGCUGGUGAGCCGAGGAGAUAACAAUUGCAACCAAAGCUUUGGGCGCAUUCCAGAACACACUCUGCUUCGGGCUCGUGUGGUCGGAAGGUGGUUCCCGCCCUCACCCUUUAACAGAAUGAAGGAUAUUAGGUCCUGUGCUCCCUGGCUCGAGUUCUGACGUUGUUCUUGGCUAUGAUGUCCGUUUGCAUAGCUGCAGGGGUGCCCGGAUUCCCCCUGAAUUUUCCCUUGAUUUAAAAAAAAAAACAGGAAAGGGGUAUGCUAGAAGGAGCCCGGAAUGCCUUAUGUGGACCGUCAGAACCGGAUCUGUGGGUUCCUGGACAUUGAAGACCAUGAGGUCUGUGGGAAGUUCCUCCGAAGAUAUUUCAUCCUGGACACCCAGGCCGACCGCCUGCUGUGGUACAUGGACAAUCCCCAGAAUCUGGCUAUAGGAGCAGGAGCGGUUGGAUCUUUGCAGUUGACCUACAUAUCGAAGGUCAGUGUGGCUACCCCAAAACAAAAACCGAAAACACCUUUCUGUUUCGUUAUCAAUGCUUUGUCUCGGCGCUAUUUCUUGCAAGCCAGUGACCAAAAGGAUCUGCAGGAUUGGGUAGAGGCACUAAAUCGGGCCAGCAAGAUUACGGUACCAAAGGGCGGAAGUUUGCCCCCAACCACAGAUGCUGCAAAGCGCCCCUACAAGACAGAGAUAAUCGGUGGGGUGGUUGUGCAGACGCCAAUCUCUGUCAACCAGAAUGGAGGGGACGGCUCUGAAGGUGGCGAAAUCGCAGUCCACCCUCUUCUGAGACGGUCCCAGAGUUACAUCCCCACCACCAAGACGCCAGCUGGCCCGCCGGUCCUCAAGAGCGGUUACUGCGUGAAGCAGGGGAAUGUGAGGAAGAACUGGAAACGCCGGUACUUUAUCCUGGAUGAUUUUUCCAUCGGUUAUUACAAGUGUGAGCAGGACAAGGAGCCUUUGCGUUCCAUCCUCCUAAAGGACGUGCAGAAGACUCACGAAUGCCUAGUCAAAUCUGGGGACCUCCUCAUGAGGGACAAUCUUUUUGAAAUCAUAACAAACUACAGGACUUUCUAUGUCCAGGCUUAUAGCCCUGAAGAGAUGCACAGCUGGAUCAAGGCCAUCACGGGGGCGGUGCAGGCGCUGAAGAACUGCCCAAGAGAAAUGGCCCUGGUGAGAUCCAUGUCUGUGAGCAAACGUGGAAGCACUGCCCUUCCCAACUCGGCCAUCCCUUCCAUUGCAAGGCUGAAACAGUUGGGAGAUGAGGCGAAGACUGCUGGCAGAGGCCCCUCGACUUCGGGCUGGCUGCCCUGGACGCCAGUGCCCCAGUCAGACGCGAAGCAGCAGCCCGCAUCGGAGGAGGCGGCCAGACUGCUGAAGGACUCCGAGUUUGUGCCCGUAUCGGCCAAGCAAGAUGCUGGAGCUGGACAGGCUGGGCGUUUCCGCCACAGGUCGGAGCCCCAGAACUUUAAGGAGCGCCCUUUCCCCUUUGACCUGGAUGACGACAGCAUCCGGACCUCCGAUGUGUGACCCGACUGUUGCAGGCGCUCAGCUGAUACGGAACAUGGCCCGGAUCCUAGCCCAGGUCUGCUGGGUGAAUGCUGGCUAGCUUGUACCUGCUCAGGAAGCAAAGAUUCAACUAACCACUCCGAUGCUAUGAACUGCACUGUGGGGAGGAGAUCGGAGGGGACCAUGGCUGCAGACUGUGGCUUCUCCAGGCCAAGGCAGAGACGGACAUGCGGCACCCAGGGGCUUAAACUCCGGCCUGUUGCCAGUCCUUCGCAUUUGCACAAUUGAGCAAAAAUGUGAUAGAGCUUUGCCUCCUUUCACUUGGUUCUUCCCUCCUUCCAUCAAAUGGAGGCCUUCCUGUAGGAGUAAGCAGCUCUCUUCUGUUUGUGGCAAAAUUCAGUUCAUUCCACUGGAUGCCUUCCCAUGUAGCGAAGGGGAGGCCACACUGUCAGUUUAGCUAGAAGCCCUGAGAAGGAAGGUGCUUCCGUGUGUGUGUGUGUGUGUGUGUGUGUGUGUGUGUGUGUGUGCCAUCUGCAGCUUGGCUUACUUGCUGAAGUUGUUCAAACUUUACUGCACUGUAUCCAGUUACAUCUGGCUCUCUGGUAAUGAUCUGGCUUACACUGUUAAUCUGUGGAAGGACCGCGAAGAGCCGGCUUGUAUCAGGAGGUCAGUUCUUCCAGAAUGCUUAUUUGGAAGCCGUAACACGGAACUGUGUGGAUUCCUGCACCCCCACCCCUGCAACUCUCCAACCCUUUCUGAAAAUAUUUUUCCCCCAAGUAGACACCAUUUGUGCCUCUCUGAGAUCAGGGCCUUCACACACCCUACGAUCUCAAAGCUUUUCAUAGCCUUCAGUACGGUGAACUUCUAAUUUGGGAGGCAACACGUGCUUUUUGCUAGGACUUCAGAGACUGGAACAAAGUGAGGUUGGGAUGGUGGGAGUUGUAGUCCCACAAUAUCUGGGGACCCAAGGUUGUGAACCCCUGGGCUAAGGCAUUCAUAAGAAGGCACCUUUAUUCUCCAGUCUAGGUCAGCGAUUCUUAAAAUCUGCCCAUCGGUUGAAAAUAAGAGGACGUGAUCCAGCUGUGGUGGUCAGUACCAUCUGGGAGAUGGAAAAGAGCUGAUAGCAUUGCAAGACUUCCCGCUUUCAGGGUGUGCUCAUGCAUUUAUCGUCCAGACCGUCGGGCCUGCAGCCAGGGGUGGAAUCACCAUUGGGCGGACGGGUUCAAAGAACUCGGGCUGCCACCAAUCAGGGGCCACGCCUUGCGCCCCAGACACGCCUCCCACAUCUGAAAUCAGACACAGGGGGUGUGGUUUUGCUGGCCAACGCAGCCGUGUGGCCUCACUUGGGAGUUAGAUUGGUCAGGUUUGCAGCACGGCCAGAGCGGCUCUCCCUGCUGGCCGAUUGAGCUCCCAAACAGGGCCAUGCAGAUCCAUUUGGGAGCGAAACCACGCCCCCGCGUCUGAUGUCAGACACAAGGGGCGGGGCUGGGGGGCCGUGGCGGAGGCAGCCCUCGGGCCCCCGCUUGGCUCCCUCCGCAGCUGCCUGCAGCGGCCACAUUUGCAAUGGUGUUCUAAAAGCUUCUUAAAGUUUUUAAAAAUACAAAAAAACGACUACAAAUUUUUUUAUCACUGUUGUCAGAGGAAUGGAAAUGGAAAUUGGCAGGAAUGUCCAUUUGUUCAUUGUUACCUUAACCCUUUGCUCUCUGCAAAAAUGACCGCAAUCUUACCCUAAAAAGUUGGAGGUUGGAAUAAAGAAGGGGUGAGAUCACCGAGAAAGCUGUAAGAGCAGCCAUUCUCUCACCUCUUUUCCAUCUCUAGCGGGGAAGAUGUUGCCGAGAAUCACUAUGAGCUCUCAUCCUGAGACAGUACCAAUGGGCAACAUUUGUGGGCCUGCCUCUUGGACCAUAACGAAUGGUACAAGGCUUUCCCAGGCCAAAUAGCGCUGAAGGCCAAAUGAGCAUCUCUAGGCCCUUUACCACUCAGAAGCAACCACGGAAUGGAAAUGGGAAUACACUAAGAAUGUCUCAGCGUCAUGAAUCCUACGCAGCCUCAGUAACCGGUACGUUUGUACCUCCCCACUGGUGCUUCCUGUGCUGAAGGUGUAAAUCUGGAGAAACGUAAGUGGGCCGCAGAGAUGCAAAUGCAUCCGGGUGCCAGAAUCAUGGCUUCAGAACAGUGUGUAGCCCCUGAUUCCGAUUCUCACUGCUGGGCAGCCUUUUAGUGUCUACCCCAGAGGCAGGCAACCUUGGUUGUCCAGCUCUUGUUGAACAACAACCCCCAUCAAUGUAUUGUGGCUGAGGGGAGCCAUAUCUACCAGUGGGAGCAAUAUCUCUCAGCUGCUUCCCCAACAAACUGAGAUAUGUGACCAUCUGCAGCACCAGCUUCAUUUUCCAUCCCGAUCUCGGGCUGGGGGAACUUCAGGUUCUGUGUAAGGUGUGAACUCACUCAUAGUAACCCACUCAUUCUUAGGAUGGCACAUCCCUUAGACUAAUGGCAGAUAGGAAACCGCAGUUGUUCCUUUGUAAAUGUGUGUGUUUUCCAGGCACCCCGAUCCAGCGAGGGAUAUCGGUGUCUGCAGGCAGAAAUCCAUGCAUGCAGCCAGGGGUUCUUUUGGAUAUACAUCUGCAUCACAAUGAAUACAAAUAUGAAGAUUACUCGUAUACAGGAGAACCUCCAUAUUUGCGGGGGUUCCGUUGAGUGUUCCCUCUAACGGGGAUUCCCAGAUGUUGUUGACUACAGCUCCCAGAACCCCCAGCUGCAAUAGCCUUUGCUUGGGGAUUGUGGGAGUUGUAGUCAACAACAUCUGGGAAUCUCUGUUAGAGGGAACACUGCUACCAAUAUUAAAAAAUCGGAUGAAAAUUGUGGCUCCCUCCCCCUUUCUUUUUUCUUUUUUGCAAAAGGGGCCAUUUUGAGGCUCUCGAUCUCUGAGGCUCCUGAUCAUUUCUGGCCACCCCUGACUUGUGGAUAUAUGAGGUUACCCCCCCAUCCCACCCCGCAUCUACAGAGAUCAGUUACCUGACUGCAGAUAAGCAAAACCGUGGAUACUGAGUCUGCUACUAACAAGGUUCUCCUGUACUGCUUUUCAACAAAAGUUCCCAAAGCAGUUUACAUAGAUAUAAAUAAAUAAGAUGGUCCCCUGUCCCCCAUAGGGCUUGCAAUCUAAAUAAGAAACAUAAGGCAGACACCAGCUACAGCCACUGGGUUAGAGCGGGUCAGUUGCUUCCCCCCUGCUAAAUGCAAGGGAAUCACCACUUUAGAAGGUGCUCCUUUGCUCAGUUGAUGCUCCUCCAGACCCCAUGAGAUUGACGAGAAGCAUCUUUUGAUCCAGACUGAGAUCUGGGUCCUCAUUCAGGGGUCUUGCCAUUGUGUGCAGCAUCAGCUGGACAGAGUUGUCAGGGAUGAUGCUGUAGCAGAAAACAUUCCUACCCUCGGCAGGGGUUUGAAGACUUCUGAGGUUCGUUCCAGCUGCAACAUACUGUGAUUCUAGAUCAGUGCCAUGGAAUUAAUGUUAUUUUCAUUUGUGCAAGGACUACUCUCUCACACUCUGUAAAUAUCUGUGGUAAUAAAUUAUGUUCAUGUAUGUGAGGGAGAGAGAGAGAGAGAGAGAGAGAGAGAGAGAGAGAGAGGUGUGUGUGUGGGGGGGCAGGUAUUUCAGGACCAUAAAAUGCCCCCCCUUUAAAGGAAAAGAGUGUGAGUCAUGGAGUCAGACUUUUCUUUUUAAAGCCUAGCAUCAUCCUGCCACAACUUCUGAUGAUGCGCAGAUGAGAUGCAAAGCUAUGGAAUAUGAAGUAUUCGGGGACUUUAUAACUAGGGUGGCCUGUGUUCCAUAAUAAAAUUUAAAUAAAAUGACAGGGCCAAAUCCAGCCCAUCUAAAUUCUGUGCCAAGAACAGCUGAAUUCUCCAAAUGGAGCCGUAUGCACGCUUUUCUCUGUGCAUUAUUUUGCAUUGUUUAAAAACUGCAUAAUUCUGUUCAUGCUCAGAGAGGUAGGAUGGAGCUUCUCCAACUUGGCCACAGUGGCUGGGGAUUCUGGGAGCUGAAGUCCAGCAACAUCUGGGACCCAGGCUGGAGAACCCCUGCGGUAGGGUACACACCCUUCUGACUUAGUACCCCAAAGCAUACAUGUUUGCGUAGAAGUCCAACUGAGUUUAGUGGGGCUUAUUCCCAAGUAAGUGUGUAUAGAUGUGCUGCCCUGCUCAACCUCCUUUUGCAUCUGCAAUGUUAGCAGGCAUUUCCAACACACUUAUAAUAACCUUGACAACUCCAGAAACUCUUUUUUUUUUUAAAGCCGAGAUACUCAGGAAGCAGAAUUCUGUAUUGUAGUCCCGUGUUCCUUGAUUUUCCCAUGCACUCUCACUCAAUCACAAACCGUGUGCCCUACUACUGAGCUAAAUGGUCCCUCCCCCAAAUAAUGGAUCAAUGACCUGAGAAUGGGCAGAUGCCUCUGGAUGGCACACGUGUUUGCUCUUUGAUAGACAGAGAAGGCUCCCUGAUUUAAAGAGGUAUUUUGCAGCUUUCCUACUAAUCUUUGUCAAAAGAAUUGGGGAAAGAGAUUGAGCUGGAACCGUGAGUCAUGCUGGAAACCAUGGCAAUCCUUGGGGUUGAAUGAAGUGGUCCUGGACCAGUGGGUCUUUUUCUUUUGCUACGCUUAUGAGAAAUCUCCCCUUGACCCGUGUGUGUGUGUGUGUGUGUGUUGUUUGUGUCUUCGUUUGCACUAAUGUAUAGGAUCACCCGAGUAUUUUUAACACUGAACCAUUCAAGUUGUCAUCAGUUUUCCAGAAGACCAUGUCUGCAUUUAACAGCUGUAGAACAAGACAGGAAUUGUACAGGUCAAGUGUUAUCCACAACUUCUCCAAGUUGGGAAAGCUUUCCCUAUGCCAUGUCUACCUGUCUGUCUUGCAACUGUUUAAAGCACAGGGGCUUUGCAAGGACAAAAACAAAAGUUGGCCACUCUUGUUUGGCCAGGAACAAAAAAAAAUUUUUUUAGAUACAUGACAGGUUUGUGCAUCUCGAAAUGUGUGCAUUUCCAAGAAAGCACUGGCAUAUUGUUCCAAAGAUAUGUUCGGAGAAACCCUACGUGUGUUUACUCAGAGGUGUGCACUGCAGCCUUACUUUGCAGUCCUGUUGCUGUUUGGUAGGAUUUAUUUACAGCUGAGCAUGCUUAGGAUUGGGGCCUUUGUGGAAAACCUUAUGCUUGCAGCCCAAUUUUGUGCAUUUACUGUGCAGAUUUACUUGGAAGUAAGCCCUAAUAAAUUCAGUCAGGCUUAUAGGUAAAGUGCACCGUCGAGUCGGUGUUGACUCCUGGCGACCACAAAUCCCUGUAGUUUUUCUUUGGAAGGGGUUGACCAUUGCCAUCUCCCAUGCAAUGAGAUGAUGCCUUUCACCAUCUUCCUAUACCACUGUUGCCUGAUAGAGGUGUUUCCUAAAUGAGCACAGACAUGGCAGCCCUAGUCUGCAUUCCCUACCACACUUCUCUGUAAGGAAGACCCAUUGGGAUUGAUGAAACCUACUUGUGAGUAAAGCAGCUUACCCUUGAGUUGCCUUCCCAUUGUAAUUGGCUUUUCCUUCUGUUGAUCUGAAAUGUGAAGCAGACGCAUUUCAGUUAGAAGUCUCUGCCAGGUCUGCAACACAGAUUUUUAGCCAGUUACAAACAACCACCCAUAGGUCUUAGCCAGGGAGGUCCCCAUGUGUCACAAGGCACCAUGCAGGGCAACCUUGACACUGGGCAAGAGAAAUGCUCUUCAGCAACCACUUCCUUAUGCAGAGACUCUGAGCUUGCUGUGCAGAGGCAAACCAGGGCACUGGCAGGAGUUUCUAAAUCCCAAGGGGGCAGCACAGAACCAGAGACCGCAGCCUCCAGGCAUUGUGGCUGAGGAAGAUGGGAGCUCUAGGCCCAUCCAAGGACCCAGGGUAAGGAACCUCUGCCCUGGUACAAGUCCACCCUGCCAACCCAGGGUUGGGCAAACCUGGCCCUCCAACUGUUGUUGAACUACAACUCCCAUCAUCCCCAGCCACAAAGGUUCGCUAGGCAUGUCGGGGAUGGGGCCAUUAGCGCAGAUGCUGGGAAUGUCUCCUGCCUGAAUCCUUGGAGAGUUGUUGCUGCCGGUCAGUGCAGACAAUACGGAGCUUGAGGGACCAACCAUCUGGCUCUGCAUAAGGCCGCUUCUUCCCAUGCUCUAGUGCCCAGCACCUUAUCUUGAAGCAGUGAACCCCAUAAAUGAGCCAUGAGUUGUGUGAAGGAGUAUUUUCUUGGUCCUGUAUCUGUUGCUACUGAGUGAUCUGGUCUGAUGAGAGAGGGAGAGAACUCUCUCCUUGCCUGUAUGUGGUUGCAGUCUAAAGCCCUCUUCUUUAUGGGAGCAAAUCCCAUUAGAUUCAAUUGCACUUUGCAGUGAAGAUGUUUAGUAUUGCACUUCACUCUUGCUCCCUCCUAAUACAUGCCCCCACAUGGGCAGUUCUACCCAGAAUCUGGCUACGGCAAGGAGACUCGGAUUUGGGCCAACAGAGUCCCGUUAAAGCAAAUGAGAUGUGGAAGGCGAAAAUCCCAAAUUCUUGGGCUUAAUUAAGUCUAUGGAUCAACUUGUAUUAACGUGUUCCCUUUUCUGCCAGGCAUCCGCCCGGCGGUUUCAAGGAAAAACAAACCAAUCCAUCAUCGCAACCGGGUUUUCUGUUUUGUUAAUACAUUUAUUUUUCAUGCUGCUUGUGGAUUUAGCUGUGAUAACUAAUAAUUCUCAGCUGUGAAUUGCACUCCUGUAGAAAGAGUGGUGGUUGUUUUUUCCUUGAGCAAAACACGUGCUGUACAAUUACUUAAGUAAUUGCCAAUAACUGUUUGGUUGUUUUUUAAAAAAUAAAACUGUGUGAACAUG